Messenger RNA from Racocetra fulgida, 408 nucleotides. The record is from the annotation of a GenBank genome assembly. Lineage: Eukaryota; Fungi; Glomeromycota; Glomeromycetes; Diversisporales; Gigasporaceae.
AUAUUUGAUAAUCAUAAUAAUGAAAAUGGAACAACUUGCGAAAUAACUUGUGAUAAUAAGAAAGUGAUAACUUGUGAUAAUAAGGAUGAGAUAACUUGUGAUAAUAAGGAUGAGGUAACUUGUGGUAAUGAAGAUAGACAAAAAAAAACUGAACGCCAGGGAGAUAAUGAUGAAUGGAAAAAUUUUGAUGAAAAAACAUAUCUGAAAGAGGAUAAACAAAAAAUGGAUCAGAAAGAGGAUAAAAAAAACCAAAGUUAUAUAGAAUAUAAAUAUGAUUGGGUAACUUUUUUUGGAAACGAUGAAAAUAGGUGGAAAUACAAACUCAAAAUUGAAUCUAUAGUAAUAACUGAAAAGCAAAGAAAUGAGCUUAGGCAUCUUUUAUGUGGAAUAGUUAAUGAAGAAUAUUAA